Molecule: messenger RNA, 2277 nt
Organism: Tarenaya hassleriana
Lineage: Eukaryota; Viridiplantae; Streptophyta; Magnoliopsida; Brassicales; Cleomaceae
Product: transcription factor PIF1
Exons: 9
Coding region: 413-1909 (498 amino acids)
Cellular component (GO): nucleus
Molecular function (GO): protein dimerization activity
Source: RefSeq, a predicted model, not a curated record
GCGACAUCAGUUUCUGCAUAAGAAACUCGGAUAGCAGUGGAGAUGAGUUUUUGGGGAAUAAUAAAUGAAGAGAGACAAAGGAGCUGUUAAUGCCAUUACUCUCUCUCUCUCUCUCUCUCCACAUUGACAUCGAGGGAGAGCUUAUCCUCCUUCUUACCCGCAGCUCAAACUCCCAACCCAUAAACCCAAUCUGCGAAAAGGGAAAUCCUUUUUUUUUUUUCCCAGAAUUCGCUCAGCUCCUGCAGAUAUUCUUGGUUUGCGUGGUUUUCUUGGAGGUUUCCUGCGUGGGAAAGAAAACGAGGGAGAGAGAGAGUUUCCCAGAUUUUUGUUCUUUUUUGUUUGUAGGAUAUGUAGUCACGCAUUUCGAUAUUCGGUGUUCUUGGCUCCCUACCUGAGAAAAUAUCCUCCUGAGAUGAAUCAUUUCGUCCCUGACUUUGAAACCCGCGAUGGUUAUUCCAUCCCUGUUUCUUCUUCUCCUUCCUCCUUGAAUCUUCCCAAAAAAUCAGCCAUGGCUGAAGAAGAUAUCAUGGAGCUGCUUUGGCACAAUGGCCAAGUAGUUGUCCAGAACCAGACGCAGCAGAGGCCCAACGUUCAUAAACUCUCUCAUCCGCCGGAGAUCGCCGGAGGACUAGCAGAUCCUCCGCCGCCUUCGCCACCCGAUCAGAAUCUCUUCAUCCAGGAAGACGAGAUGGCUUCAUGGCUUCACUAUCCUCUCCACCAAGACGAUUUCUGCUCCGAUCUCCUCUUCUCCGGCGCCGCCUCGGCGUCUCAGCCGCAGAGCGUCUCUCGCGCGUCAUCGAGCGUUCUCCACACGUCUCCGCCUCCGCCGCCGGAGAGACCGACGAGUAAGGUCUCCGCGCCGAGGCCGCCGGUUCCGCCUGAGAGAAGGACCGAGAACGAACACAGGACUAUACGGAACUUUGCGAACUUCUCCAGAUUCAAAAGGAACAGUACCACCGGCCGUAGUGUCGAAUCUGGACAACCGUCGUCAUCGUCGGCGGCAGGGGCGGGGGGAGCCGACGGCGCCGACACCGGAUGGAGGAUUAACGGCGGCGCUAGCUCCGCCGCAUCCGGCAGCGGGGCUGUAACGGCAUAUGAGAAUUGCGGGACGUCAUCUUCGAAGGGAAAGGCGGUGCAGGCUCUCUCACCGCCGGAGGCUGAGACAGCGGAUAUCGACGGAGAUCGGAAGCGGAAGGGGAGAGAAGACAUUGACGAAACCGAGUGCCGCAGCGAGGAAACAAAACAAGGUCGAGGAUCGACUUCCACGAAAAGGUCUCGAGCUGCAGAAGUUCAUAAUCUCUCCGAACGGAGACGGAGGGAUAGGAUCAACGAGAGGAUGAGGACUCUGCAAGAACUUAUACCUCGCUGCAACAAGUCGGAUAAAGCUUCAAUGCUGGAUGAAGCUAUCGAGCAUAUAAAAUCGCUUCAGCUGCAAAUUCAGAUGAUGUCCAUGGGAUAUAGCAUGACGCCAAUGAUGUAUCCCGGUAUGCAGCAGUACAUGCAGCACAUGGCGAUGGGGAUGAACAUGGAGAUGGGCAUGAAUCGGCCAUUCAUGCCGUUUCCAAACAUGUUAGCUGCCACUCCGUCCAUGCCAACCAUGGCUCAUAUGGGUGGGCCAGCGUUUCCAGCCCCUCCCUUCCCUGUUCCAAACACUCAAGCCUAUGACCCAUCUAGAGUCCAGGUCCAAAACGAGCAGGCAGACCCGGCAUUGAACCCACAGCAUGUGCAUCCAAACCAGCCGCUGCAGCAGCCCUUACAUGGUUUCCUGGAUCCAUAUCAGCAGUUCAUAGGUUUCCAUCCUAUGCAAGCGUCCAUGUCGAAUAACCAAGGAACCGUGAAGCCGAGUUCAAAGGAGCCACAAAGUAGCAAGGAAGCCAAGGAUCAUCGAGAAGAACCCCCGGCAGGUUGAUGAUGUUUGGAACCAAAAAAGGAUCUGUUCCAAAGUAAAGAGCAGUUUUGACAGAUGACAGAGGGGCUAACAUGUAAACUAAGGUCUCGUCUUCUUCUUCCUUUUUUUUUAUAUAGCAUUUGUCAAUGUUUCUGCUCUUGAUUGUCCCUCUUCUUCCUCGCCCAUGUAUAAUUUAUAGUUCUGUAGAUUUAGGAGUCGGAUACACGAUAAAUGUCGAUAGGGUAGAGGCUUUUUAGAGCAGAGAUCUCUCUCUCUCUCUAGGGCUUAGUAAAUCGCAACAAUGGCCCAUUGUAUUACAGUUGGGGAGUUGCUGAUGCAGACGGAAGCUGUUUUGUUUAGCAAAGAAAAGGUUUUGGUUCUUUAUUUUA